Molecule: messenger RNA, 2474 nt
Organism: Dunckerocampus dactyliophorus (ringed pipefish)
Lineage: Eukaryota; Metazoa; Chordata; Actinopteri; Syngnathiformes; Syngnathidae
Product: gamma-aminobutyric acid receptor subunit rho-1-like
Exons: 10
Coding region: 377-1813 (478 amino acids)
Biological process (GO): chemical synaptic transmission; nervous system process; monoatomic ion transmembrane transport
Cellular component (GO): neuron projection; GABA-A receptor complex; synapse
Molecular function (GO): extracellular ligand-gated monoatomic ion channel activity; neurotransmitter receptor activity; GABA-A receptor activity
Source: RefSeq, a predicted model, not a curated record
UGGGAAUUGGUGUUUCUGGGCGGUGCAAAGUAGAGUAGAGCACAUCAGUGAGUGCAGCAGAGAGGCAGGCACAUCCGCCGCUCGCUCGCUGCAGGGAUCAAAUCUGCACCAUCUGACGCUCAAGGAUUUAUGGGUUUAGUCAAAAUUGCUUUUCCCACUGUGGAGAUUAAGCACCGGAGGACGUAGGAUGUUUUCCACUUGGCCCGUAUAGAAUAACCCAGCGAAGCUUCGCUUGUUUUUUUUUUUUUUUUUUCCUCCCAACGUAGGAGCUCAGACGCUGGCUGAUGGGAAUGCCUGAGGAAGUAGUUGGAGCCCAGGAGGGGAGCAGCGCGUUCUGACUGACUGGUCGAGGUGUGUCCUCCGGGGAAUGUGAGUCAUGCGGGUGGAUACUGUUCUUGUGUUCUACCUGUGCGUUUGCCUGGCGGGCGCUGCCAGGAAGACGGCUCGGUCGCGGGGUCACAAACUGGAGACCUUCAAACAAAGCAGGUCCCGAAGAGAAACAAGAAUGGAUGGAGGUUCAGGUCACAAAACAGGAAGCCCAAUCUACAAGAGAAGCCCUGACAUGACCAAGUCCCUGAUGACCAAGUCAGAGCAGCUCCUCAGAAUAGAUGACCACGACUUCACCAUGAGGCCCGCCUUCGGAGGUCCUCCCAUACCUGUCGGAGUAGAUGUUCAGGUGGAAAGUUUGGACACCAUCUCUGAGGUGGACAUGGAUUUUACCAUGACACUCUAUCUACGCCACUACUGGAAGGAUGAGCGCCUGGCAUUCCCCAGCACCAACAACCAGAGCAUGACAUUUGACAGUCGCCUGGUAAAGAAGAUUUGGGUUCCAGACAUGUUCUUUGUUCACUCCAAGCGCUCUUUUAUACAUGACACCACUACGGACAACGUCAUGUUGAGGGUUUAUCCUGACGGCAACGUGCUGUACAGCCUCAGGGUCACGGUCACUGCCAUGUGCAACAUGGACCUCAGCCGCUUCCCUCUGGACACCCAAACAUGCUCAUUAGAGAUCGAGAGCUAUGCAUACACCGAUGAUGACCUGAUGCUUUACUGGAAGAAAGGAAACGAAUCCCUGAAUACGGAUGACAGAAUAUCGCUGUCCCAGUUCCUCAUCCAGAAAUUUCACACCACCACCAAGCUGGCUUUCUACAGCAGCACAGGCUGGUACAACCGCUUGUACAUCCACUUCACCUUGCGGCGUCACAUCUUCUUCUUCUUGCUGCAGACGUACUUCCCUGCUACGCUCAUGGUCAUGUUGUCCUGGGUGUCCUUCUGGAUUGACCGUAGGGCUGUCCCCGCCAGAGUCCCCCUAGGCAUCACCACUGUCCUCACCAUGUCCACCAUCAUCACCGGGGUCAACGCCUCCAUGCCGCGAGUGUCCUACAUCAAGGCGGUGGACAUCUACCUGUGGGUCAGCUUUGUUUUCGUCUUCUUGUCGGUGAUCGAGUACGCUGCCGUCAACUACCUCUCCACCGUGCAGGAGAGGAAAGAGAGGAAACUCAGGGAGAGGCUGCCCUGCACGUGUGGCAUUGGCAACCCGGACGACAUGAUGAUCGACCCAAUGAUCACCGGAUACGGCACCAUGGAUGUCAACACCACGGGGAAUUACGGCAUGCCAGAGAACGGCGGGCGGCAGGAGCGGAUUCUGGCUCAGGUGGCGCUGAACGAUCCUCAGCUCACGGGCCAGGUGAAGCCUACCAGGGGCUACGUGAACAUCUGGAUCGACACCCACGCCAUAGACAAGUACUCGCGGGUCGUCUUUCCCGGGGCUUACAUCCUCUUCAACAUCAUCUACUGGUCCAUCUACUCGUAAGGAGCACCGUCCUCUAAUGCACUGAGCGCAUUUUCAUGCUCACGAAAUUGUGAGGAACGCCGCCGCCGCCACACGAGGACCACUGCCUUCUCAAUCCAGGCCUCUUACAACUGGUUCUGGUUCCAGUGUGUGUGUGGUGUCGUGCUGUCACUCCGUCACGCUGUUCAUGGAAAGACCUUUGCUAUGGCUUGAUGUUCCUCCCGCUCGGAGAGAUGAGCACCAUCCACGCAGGUCAGUUACAGUUCAGAGACACUCCAUCACCUCCUUCUGCAUCUUGGCAAUCAGUAACGCAAACACUAUGACAAUCAGGUCCUUGCUCAUGUUGAAAUGGUCUUUUUCAGCACGUUCGGCGUAUGUCUCCUUGUGACUUUUGUAUCGCUGUGAUGCUAACUGCACUGCAUUUGUGUGAUUCGAUGACGUUUCGUAUAAAAAAAAACAUUUGCAAAUGUAAAAGAAAAAAAAUCCCAAUCAUUGGCUACUGUGCUUGUACUCAUAAAAAUGACUUUAUUUCUUCUUUUUUUAUAUAUAGUAUUUAUAAGUGCAGCUUGUCUCUUCUGUUGGUGUCGUGAGGCUUUGAGGUUCACCGUGAGCCAAGAUGCCAACGCUGAAAAUUUGCUUAUUUAUGACGAAGAAAAACACAGGUAUUAAACUCCUAACCUGA